UAUUCAUUUAGAUAUGCAUACAUAUAUGUCUGCACUGUUGAAACAGCUGAUAAGGUGACCAAAUGCUUAUUUUUUCGAUUGCUGUGUGUUGAAUGUUCAUGAAGUUAGCCUGAGAAGCACUAAAAAGAUGUCUGUACAAAUGUGUAUGUCUCAUUUCGUAGAAAAAUGAAACGCGAUGAAGAUAUUCUUAUUGUUGAAAUUAAAUGUGCUGAAAAAUACGAGUUAGUUUCAUUUGCAAAAAGCAAAUUACGCGUAAAAAGCUAUAUUGAGCAAACUGUGGCAAAAUCUUUCGCCAUUGAAAGUGAAAGAAUCUCGUUUCGCACUGCUCGUGGCAGCAAAAUUCUAGAAGAAAGUUUGGCAAGUUUUAUUUUGCAAUACAGCGCCUGUGCAUGUUUCUUACUGGAAGUUUCAGAUCCUCAAUCAGGCAGAAAACCCCCUUUAAAAAGAUUUGGCGAUGAAAGCCUAAAAAUCAGCAGUCAGCUUUUGAAACAGCAUCUCGAAAACAACGAGUGCCAUCAUUUAUUGAAAGAGUAUGCCGAAAAGAAAAGCCUUUCAGACGGAUUGCGUCGAGUUCUCGUAAAUGAGGCUGUUACUCUCCUGAGGGCUGAAUGCUCGAACUACCCUACCAAGAAUGAGAAAAAUGCAAUGGCUUUGGCUAUAACAAGCCUUUUCCCUAACCUCAAAUCAGACACAGGACAGAAUAUUUUCUUUGAUGCGGCAACUAAUACAGGAUAUCUAGUCUCCCGUCUAAAAAAUCUUAAUUUUAAAAGGAAAAAGCUCAAUAGAUUUCAACAUGAAGAAAAUGAUGUGGCGAAAGUUUCCUUGCCGUCCUUACAACAAUCUUGCUUGACCGAAGGUGACAUUGAAUUUUUUAAGAAUUGUGUGUUGCCCCAGCAGAGGUCAGCAUUGGAAGAAAGGCUUAAAAAAAAUGUAAAGGAGAGAGCUCAUAUGUGUGCAACCGGCGCAAAUAUUCAUGAUAGUUUUCCUUUCUUUUUUGUGGAUCCCGAACUGGUAACUGAUAAAAACGAAGUUCAGUGCAUUGUAAAAUUGUGUACCCCAUUUUCACAAGUUUUCACUAUUUACUUUUUUAAGUUUAUUAUUUGUUUACAAAAAUAUAGUUCAUUAUUUACCGACAACUACAAGUUUCAACCUUUAUUAUAAAAAAAUUGAAUUGGCAAUACAACUGCAUACUUAUAUCUGUUUUUAAAUUCUGA
Molecule: messenger RNA, 1214 nt
Organism: Rhagoletis zephyria (snowberry fruit fly)
Lineage: Eukaryota; Metazoa; Arthropoda; Insecta; Diptera; Tephritidae
Source: RefSeq, a predicted model, not a curated record